UGCAACCCUGUGCAAUCAUCUACGAUAUAUGUUGUAGUACACUAUUAUGCGCUGUUAAUUUUAUUUCAUUUUUUUCAAUUGUAUUUCGCGUCUGUGCGAUUAACAGCAGCAGCCACCAUUAUCACGCGACCCGCUGUUCGGCCUUUCUUUUUUUCUUUUUUUUUUUGCUUCAAAACGUAAAUAUUAAAUAUCUCCUGUCCGCCGCUCCUAACUAGUCGACUAACGACACGUCUCCAUCUGUCAGCAGCCCUCGUCGACAACGACGAUCACACGGUAAGUAGUGAAAGUGUGAUUGUAUGUGUGCGCGCGCGCACCCGCGUUUGUCUGUAUUCCAGUGUGCGUGCGUGCAUGUGUGUUUGUGUGUAUGCCGCUCGUAUCCAGAUAGAGAAUAGUGGAGGCUAUGAACAAAGACACAAACCGUCGGAUAUUGGCGAUACAGGCGAAGAAGAAGCGUCGCAAACUGCCCAAGAAGCCGCAUGAGGAUCGAAAGAAUGCAGUACCCAUCGUUUCCAACAAGACGCCAGACAAAUCUAACAAGUCCCAUGUUAACCCACGAGACAGCGAUUCGUCAUCUAAUGAGUCCGAUGAAGGCACUGACGAAAUGUACGCGUCGGAUGAAGAGGAACAAGAAGAGUCUAGUGAUUAUUGCAAGGGCGGCUAUCAUCCUGUACAAAUAGGAGACGUAUUUCUGAAUAGGUAUCAUGUGUUAAGAAAACUUGGAUGGGGUCAUUUUUCAACUGUUUGGCUGUGUUGGGAUUUUACAGACAAACGCUAUGUUGCUCUUAAGGUUGUUAAAAGUGCAUCUCAUUUUACUGAAACUGCGUUAGAUGAAAUAAAACUUUUAAAAAGUGUUCGUGAUUCUGAUACUAGUGAUAAAAAGCGAGAAAGAGUAGUCAUGUUAUUGAAUGAUUUUAAAAUUAGUGGAGUUAAUGGUAAUCAUAUUUGCAUGGUAUUUGAAGUACUGGGUCAUAAUUUAUUAAAGUUGAUUAUUAAAAGUGAUUAUUCAGGCAUACCAAUACAAAAUGUAAAAUGUAUUAUUCGGCAAGUGCUUGAGGGCUUAGAUUAUUUACAUACUAAAUGUAACAUAAUUCAUACCGACAUUAAGCCUGAGAAUGUUUUAUUAUGUGUGGAUGAAAAAUAUAUAAAAAAUUUAGCUAAAGAAGCAGCUGAGAUUCAUCAGACUGGACAAAAAUUACCUAUAUCAUUUAGCAGUACUGCACCGAAAAGCAAUCUCAAUAAACCUAUUUUGACUAAGAAUCAGAAGAAAAAAAUGAAAAAGAAAGUCAAAAGACAAUCUGAACUCCUCAAAGUUCAUAUGCAACAAUUAGAAGAACUUGAAUCAAAGAAAAAUAAUGAAUCUAGUGGUGAAAAUAAAGAUGAUAUAAAAUCUAUAGAGUCAAUAGCAGUAGAUGCAAAUACUAGUGAAUCUAUAUCUAAUGGAUACAGUAGUGAUAGUACUAAUCCAAAUGUGGUUAACUCCCCUUCAUUUGAAUCUAAUGCUGAAAAUGACCAAAAUUCAGAUGAAACUAAUAUAAUACAUCAGAAUGGAACUGGAGAAUCAAGUAAAAAUAAUAAACCAUUAUCUAAAAAACGAUCGUUCAGAAGUAAAUCCCGUGAAGAAUCUUCAGAAGACCCAGCAUUUAAUGUAUGCGAUAUCAAUGUUAAAGUAGCUGAUCUUGGUAAUGCUUGUUGGAUAGAUCGUCAUUUUACCGAAGACAUUCAAACUAGACAGUACCGUUCACUUGAAGUGUUAAUUGGUGCUGGAUAUGGUACAUCAUCUGAUAUAUGGAGUGUUGCAUGUAUGGCAUUUGAACUGGCAACUGGUGAUUAUCUGUUUGAACCACACUCAGGUGAAGCUUACUCCAGAGAUGAAGAUCAUAUUGCUCAUAUUAUUGAAUUGUUGGGUAAGAUUCCAAAAAAAGUUAUUGAUGAAGGAAAACAAUCGCCACAAUUUUUCAAUAAACGUGCAGAAUUGCGUAAUAUAAGUAGUUUGAAACCAUGGUUUUUGUUGGAUGUACUAAGAGAAAAAUACAAAUGGCCCGAACCUGAAGCCCAGGCAUUCACAUGUUUUCUACUCCCAAUGUUAGAGUUUGAUCAAAAUGCCAGAGCCACGGCUGCUCAAUGUUUGCAGCAUGAAUGGUUGAAAUGUUGAUACAAUAUCUUUGCUGAUAACGUGUAUGCAUUUGGUAAGAUUGGAGAUAUAUUUUUUAUUCUGUAAUACAUAUUAUAUUUUGUUUGUAUUUUAUAAUAAAGUCACAGAAAAAUAUGGA
Messenger RNA from Sipha flava (yellow sugarcane aphid), 2270 nucleotides. RefSeq names its product SRSF protein kinase 2 (gene SRPK). The record is from RefSeq and is a predicted model, not a curated record. The coding region runs from base 401 to 2152 and encodes 583 amino acids. Gene Ontology annotation, molecular function: protein kinase activity; ATP binding. The transcript is spliced from 4 exons. Gene Ontology annotation, biological process: spliceosomal complex assembly; protein phosphorylation; regulation of mRNA processing. Lineage: Eukaryota; Metazoa; Arthropoda; Insecta; Hemiptera; Aphididae.